GAUAAACUUUACUGACAACACAUAGUAGCCAGGCAUGCUGUGCAACAUUUAGUACUCUGGGAUGUUUGAAGUGCGAAACUUUUGAGCAGCUAGAAGUUAAAAGGACAACGGUUUAACUCAUGGAUUAUGAGCCGAUCAUCUUUUUGCUCACAGGAGCACUGUUCAGUAUUACUUCUGCCCAGACACACCAGUACCACUUUGUGAACGUGGCACUGAACUGGACUGAAGCUCAGAGCUUCUGCAGACAGAUCCACACAGACCUGGCCACCAUAGAAAACACAGCGGACAUCAGUGCUGUUAACUUAACAACAUCGAGCUACGCAGGCCAGGCUUGGAUUGGUCUCCAUGAUGAUUUGGUAAGCAGCUGGAGAUGGUCCCUAAAUAACAGCAGCUUCUAUGGUGAAGGAGAGCCAGAGUUUAGAAACUGGGAUUCUGAACAGCCUGAUAAUCUUGGUGGACAACAGUACUGCGUGGAAUUAUUUGGUCAACGGAUCCGCAUGGGCAAAUGGGGAGACCUUGACUGCAACGUCACACGACCCUUUGUGUGUUAUAAUGGCAUGGUAAACGGCGCACCAUCCUUUGUCAGGGUUAGCAGGUCUUUGAAUUGGGCCGCAGCUCAGAAAUUCUGCAGGGAGAAUUAUGUUGAUCUAGCCAGUAUAAGGAAUGAAACAGAAAAUGCCAUUGUCACAAGCACAACUCCUGGGACCUCCGUGUGGAUCGGUCUACACCGGGAAAAAGUGUGGUCUGACGGGAGCACCUCUCAGUUUCGACACUGGGCUAGUGGGCAACCAAACUCUGCUGGAGCCCAAUGUGUUGCCGCAGCAUUCAAUGAAUCAGGACGAUGGAUGGAUCAUGAUUGUUCCUUCAGGAUCCCAUUCAUCUGUUUCUCAACAAAUCUACCAAAUGCAGACGGCUUCAGAUCAACCGGACAAAAUGACACCAGUGUCACUCUGCAGUGGAAUAAAGUGAACAACAGUGUCAGCUUCAUUCUGCAGUUUAAUGGUAGAGAGAUAAACAUCAGUGCAGCAGGUGGAGAUGGACCAGUGACUCACACAGUCUCAUCCCUCACUGCUGGAACUACAUACACCAUCACUCUCUUCUCUGUGUUUGAGAACGUCAGAAGCAGUGGAGUCAACAUCACUGCAGUCACUGCUCCUCUAAACACAGACAGCUUCAGAUCAACCGCACAAAAUUACACCAGUGUCACUCUGCAGUGGAAUGAAGUGAACAACAGUGUCAGCUUCAUUCUCCAGUUUAAUGGUAGAGAGAUAAACAUCAGUGCAGCAGGUGGAGGUGGGUCAGUGACUCACACAGUCUCAUCCCUCACUGCUGGAACUACAUACACAUUCACUCUCUUCUCUGUGUUUGAGAACGUCAGAAGCAGUGGAGUCAACAUCACUGCAGUCACUGGGCCUCAUUAUGUUAUUGGGUUGAACAUGAACUUGAAGUCAUUGAUUGAGCUGUCGGAGUGGGACAUAGAGCAUGCAGUGUUGGAGCUCCUCAGACAAUUUGGAUUGCCAGAGUCGUCUGUGAAGGUUCGGUGGCCGUUAAAAAAUGAGACCAAGUGGAGGAAGGAAAAGAUGGAGGAUGGUUCUGCACAGUAAAAGCUUAUUGUCAUUUUAAAUAGGCUUUUCUAGGAUUUUAGAGAUGCUGUGAUGGUUGAGGAUUUUUUUGACUAUGUUUUACUUUACACACUUCAUGUAGAUGUUAUAGUCUCAGGGCUCAUUCUCAAAACCAUGCGUAUUGUAGGAUGGGAAUAUAUCCCUGUAUAGAAUGGGUUAUAGCUUUGUGAAUUUCUGUUUAUGUUACACUAUUUUGAUGAUGUGUGUGAAGAUAUGCACUGUAAUGUAUUCCUUGAAAUAAAGGAGUGGUGAA
This is a messenger RNA of Paralichthys olivaceus (Japanese flounder), 1875 nucleotides long. The record is from RefSeq and is a predicted model, not a curated record. Lineage: Eukaryota; Metazoa; Chordata; Actinopteri; Pleuronectiformes; Paralichthyidae.